Messenger RNA from Acanthaster planci (crown-of-thorns starfish), 2271 nucleotides. RefSeq lists its product as uncharacterized. The record is from RefSeq and is a predicted model, not a curated record. Lineage: Eukaryota; Metazoa; Echinodermata; Asteroidea; Valvatida; Acanthasteridae.
AAUUCGCGCGUGCGCACUAUCGCGCUCUGGGUGACAGCGCAUGUUACCCUCAGUAUCAUCUGGUGUCCUAAUUUUCCUUGUCAAAUACAGAACAGCUUGAAAACUCCAACGAUGGAGGGCACAUUUUCUAGCGGUCUCGUCCAAGUCACCCUUGCCGUGAUUCUUGUCUUGAUCCUGCCCAGUCCAGCUAGUCCUGCUCCGCUAGCACUCCGAGUCCGCGUCCCUCUUGACAUGUGGAGACCCGUGGUCAUACAACCGCGCCCAACAUCUCCAGCAAAGCCUAGCGAACAGAUCAACCUCUCCGUAACUAAGCCCUUGGAUGAUGAUGGUGACGAGGAUGGUGAGGAUUGGGGUGAGGAUGAUGGGGAUAAACCAGCGUGGAGGUUGAAGUUCCGAGGGAUGAAUUUACCAAGACAGUUUGGAGCGUACGACUUGGAUCACAGUCGAGGCGUGAGUCUGGUGGAACUUGCUACCGUAACAGAGACAGAGCUAAAAGACGCCAAGGAACCGUUUAAUGCCGCUGAUUUGGAUGGAAACAAAGUUUUGUCCCAGGAAGAGUUCACGCAAGCUCCUUGGAUCUUUGACGCAAGUGGCAUAACUAUGCUGGAUUCAGCCAUGGAUGGUGGUGAUAUAGAGGAGGCGAGACAGUCUUAAUGAUCUGUCUUGGUGAUUUAAUUCCAAAAUCCGCUUUUUAAUGUAUGCUUAAAACCUCAUUUUUUGAAGACGUUACUUGCAGAAUGGCUGUACAUUCAGAGAAAUGCGCUUGAAGAAACGUCUUGCACGAAGUAAAUGAGACGCUUUGUCGCCAAUUGGAGAGGCUGGGGUGAGAGAGACGUGUAUGACGAAGAAGGCCUUACAAAGUGCGAGUAUAUAAUAAGGGGUAAACCGAGCUAUGAACUAUGUAAUAAAUUAGUAACCUCUGCAUGAGUGAGUUAAAUUGUCGCAGCAUCUGAAGCCACCACGUACGUGCCUUUAAAGUCUGUUCCAAAUUUUUGAUCUUUGUCUUUGAGAUAGGCUAAGCCUCGGCACUUUUGAAAAUUUGUACAUAUGCAGCCCAAUUGUAGAAAUGUGUACAUAGUGCAGCCCAAUAUAAUAAUUUUCUUUUGGGGACUUUAGUUGGACAUUAUUAACCAACCAAGUAUGUUAUUUACUGAAAGGGUUCAAGAGUGACAGUAUCUUCCACAAUUUAUGCAGCAUUUAUACUAUAACGGCGUAGACUUCAUGAGCUUGCGUUUACAUUUGGAAAAAACUGUUAUCUUUCGGUCGGCUGAAGGUCUUUGUACUUUUUUUUUACCUUUGCUCGGCUGGAAAUAACUACCAUUUUCCAUAGCUGCUGUGCUACUUUAAGCCUUGUCUAGAGACAGUAUAACCUUUACUGGGUGUGAUUGUUAUUAACACGAGGAAGGAGCAUAUUAAAGUGAAAUUAAAGUAAGGUGCCAAGGUUGUAAGAUGAAAGAGUUAACACGAAGGUUUUGCCAGAAUUUACUCGCGUUUACAUCUCGCAUGUUUGGAGAGUUUAUUGGUAGUCAGCGAUUUGUGCGUGUGUUAGUUCGAGGGCGCUGUUUGACAACAUCGGUCUGGGGUUUGAAGAAACCACAAACGUAUGGAGGUUUGCGGAAAAUGUUCCAAUUAGGUUAAAAGAAUGUUUUGAUUGCACAAUUCUAUUCUCAAUAUUUAAAGAGAACUCAAUUUAAACAAGAUGAAAUAUGCAAAUUAACUUUGAUGGAGAACGAACAAAACAGUUAAGUUUGAUACUUAGCUUCUUAUGUGUUCAGUUGAUAUCUCUGCAGUGAAUGGCAGUCAAGAAACAAGCCAAAGUGUAUACAAAAAUGCAUUCACACGCCCUUCACUGAAAAUAACGCGUCAAAUAUCCAUAACCAUAAUGAUGUUUUGUAACGAACGUAGGCGUACUUUGGGCAUUUGAAAGUAGUCUGUAAGUACUAAGCAAUUAACGCUCUUUAUUUUAAUAAUUAUGCAGAAUGUUUUGACAUGCUCAUAAAUGUGAACACGCAACGGUUACUUGAAAAGUUCAACAUAAAAGAAAAAAUAUAUUUUACAUUCGCUCUGUUAGCCUUCUACACUAUAAAAGAAUGAUAUUGUCCUGUCAAUAUUUUGAUGCCGCUGUUACGCACUGCGGUACUACAUGUACAUGAAACAGUGCAUUCUCAAACAUCGAACAUAAAUCGAAACAAUGUUAAUGUUACUACUUAACUGAGCAUGAGUAGACGAGCACAACGCUCGCUUUGUAUUAUUAAACUUAUAACUACAAUA